This is a messenger RNA of Dufourea novaeangliae, 1204 nucleotides long. RefSeq names its product UPF0489 protein C5orf22 homolog (gene MESR6). NCBI's taxonomy places the organism in Eukaryota, Metazoa, Arthropoda, Insecta, Hymenoptera, Halictidae. The transcript has 8 exons. The coding region runs from base 8 to 1153 and encodes 381 amino acids. The record is from RefSeq and is a predicted model, not a curated record.
UAAAGAUAUGUCGUUCUCGAGGAAGUAUUUUAAGAGGGUCCCAAUUUAUGUGGUAGAACCGCACGACGAGGUUUUACCAUUUAUAUAUCGUUGUCUGGGAUCCAAGCAUCUUCCGUUCGAAGGAAAUACGUUUAUACAUUUGGAUUCUCAUCCUGACAUGCUUAUACCGAAAGCGAUGCCGGCAGACACAGUGUGGGAUAAAGAUCAAUUAUUCAGCGAAAUUAGCAUUGAGAAUUGGAUAUUACCUGCUGCGUACGCUGGUCACUUGAGGCACUUGAUCUGGGUCAAACCACCGUGGGCUAAUCAGAUGGCUGAUGGCAUGUCGACUUUCCUCAUCGGCAAGCAUAAGGACACCGGUUUAAUAAGGCUCACGUGCCCUGAACCCUAUUUCGUCAGCGAAGGCCUGUUCGCCACGGCGGAGGAGCUGGAGAACACGCGCGAGGUAACCCUACACGUGAUGACCAUCGGCGGCUUCAUCGAGGAUCCGGGGAAGAGAGAUGAUUUUACAGCAGUCAGUUCUGCCUUGCGGCAUUAUCUACCAGAACGGGACACCCCCUACAUUCUAGACGUCGAUUUGGAUUUCUUCAGCACCAAGAAUCCUUUCAAAACACUCCACGAUGAAGUAAAUUUAUACGACAAACUUGCACCCUUGUAUGCCUUCCAACGACCCGACUCAACCGAUCCUGAGAUCCUGAAAGAGGCGACCUCCGCACGGAACGAGCAGCUCACCGAGUUGGAAAACCUCUUCGGCCAUUUGGAGGAACACCGUAGCCUGCUGGGUUACGAGGGCGAGAAGUCGGCGCGAUACGAGGCAGUGCAGCUAAUAUAUCAUGAGGUGACAAGCGCUUACAGACAGUCAGAGAUCGACUGGAAAAUAAUCCAUGAUGCAGGAUGUACCAGAGACGACACUGACUUGCCCGAUCACGUCACUUCACGUACCGAUCUCGACCGUUUGAUCAGUGGAACAUUCAGAUCAUUCCUGGCUGCGCUGCCCAGCGUACCAACUAUUGUAACGAUUGCAAGAUCCAGCGAGGACGAAUACUGUCCUCCAGAAGAUGUUGACCAAAUACAGGUCGGCGUACUCGAGGAACUUCGUCAGCGUUUAGGAGAUAUAGACAUCCGUAUGGCAUACCAGGAAGAGGAAACAUUCUAAUUCCAAACGCUGAAAAUUAAAUAUACCCUUCCUUUUUCAUAAUAAAAUAUA